This is a messenger RNA of Camelus dromedarius (Arabian camel), 3391 nucleotides long. It is a transcript of the gene THAP6, whose product is annotated as THAP domain containing 6. The coding region runs from base 156 to 824 and encodes 222 amino acids. NCBI's taxonomy places the organism in Eukaryota, Metazoa, Chordata, Mammalia, Artiodactyla, Camelidae. The transcript has 5 exons. The record is from RefSeq and is a predicted model, not a curated record.
GCCACCGGAACCAAGAUGGCGGUGGAUCACGUGACCCGGGGCAGCCGGAUUUCCGGUUCCCAGGACGACGGGCCGGAAGCGAAAGGAGACGCAAUCUCUGUCGUCGGCGUUAGUCGGCUUUCGCUGCUAACGUUCUGUUAUGAGUUGCUAAAAUCAUGGUGAAAUGUUGCUCGGCCAUUGGAUGUGCUUCUCGCUGUUUACCAAAUUCCAAGUUAAAAGGACUGACAUUUCACGUAUUCCCAACAGAUGAAAAGGUCAAAAGAAAAUGGGUAUUAGCAAUGAAAAGACUUGAUGUGAAUGCUGCAGGCAUUUGGGAGCCUAAAAAAGGAGAUGUGUUGUGUUCAAGGCACUUUAAGAAGACAGAUUUUGACCGAAGUGCUCCAAAUAUUAAACUGAAACCUGGAGUCAUACCUUCUAUCUUUGAUUCCCCAUCUCACUUACAGGGGAAAAAAGAAAAGCUUCAUUGUAGGAAAAACUUCACCCUCAAAACCCUUCCAGUCACAAACCACAAUCACCAGCUUGUUGGUGCUUCCUCAGGUACUGAAGAAUUCCAGUCCCAGUUCACUUUUGAACAUAGUUACAGUGUAAUGGACAGUCCAAAGAAACUUAAGCAUAAAUUAGAUCAUGUGAUCAGCGAGCUAGAGGAUACCAAGAAAAGUCUGCAGAAUGUUUUAGACCGAGAAAAACGCUUCCAAAAAUCAUUGAGGAAGACAAUCAGGGAAUUAAAGGAUGAGUGUCUCAUCAGCCAAGAAACAGCAAAUAGACUGGAAGCUUUCUGUUGGGAGUGUUGUCAGGAAAACAUAGAACAAGACUGUAUUUCAUGAAAUGAUUUUGUUAUGUUCUACCUAAAAUUGACAUUGGUACAGCUUUUUAGAAAAUAAUUCUCAUUUACCAUCAUUAAAUAAUAUCCAUCAUUUGGAGUGAUUCUUUGGAUCCUCUGCAGCAUUAUGCAUUAGAGUUAUUAUCCAAAGACUUCUUUUUUGAAGAUGUGCAGAAUUUUGUGCUAGUUAUCAUGUUUUUGUGUGACUUGUGACAAUUAUGUUUUUAUAGACCUACACUAGUGCCAGAUCGCCAUUGUAAGAUGUUAAAAGAUCAAGAAAAUUCUGUAGGACUAAGGAAAUGGUAUCAAAUCAGCCAAAUUAAGCUGUAGUAGUAAGAACUGGAUACUUAAGCAACAUCAGAUUUUUGGCUAAGUUGAAUUGUACUUUAAAUAUAUUUUACUAUAAAGCAGAAUUCAUUUAUAACACAUGCCCAUCUUGGAGCCAAUCCAAGGUGCUUUUGUCAUCAAUAAUACCAAAAGAUCUUUUUACACGGCAUCCCAUAGUACUGACCUUGAGAACAGAAUAUGGUGCAGAUCUUUUGGCUUUUACAGUUGUUCAGAGCCAAGUUAAGAAGAUCCAUGGUGAGGUCUCUGUUUUUCGGUACAGUACAUCAUUUCUGCUCACUAGGAGCACUUUGAUGUAAACCAGCAUAGCUUUAACAGAUUUUUAAGGAGGGUCAUAAAUAUGAUUUUUAAAUGGUUAGUUACUCUGACAGUUUUUCUGAACAUUUUGUUUCAUGACUAUUAUUUCAUCAUAGAGGUGUAAAUGCCAGUAGUAGCUAAUACUUUUAAUGUUGUUUCAUAUUUUAUAGAAAGCAGUAUUACUAACAUUUUUAAAAAUACAAAAUAUAGAAGAACCCAUUAAAAAUAAUAAUGUGGUUCUUCUAGUUAAAGUAGGAAUUGGAGAAAGGAUUGUAAUACUUCCCUUUAAUUAGGAGGGUAGAUUACUAUCCAAGAGCUUUUAUUUAGAGAAAUAGAUAAGUAAAACAGCAAUUUUAGAAUAGCUUCUUACUGAAUUUCCAAAAGAAUAUCUCUUAGUUAUUUUCUGAUUGAUCCAGGUGUCAGAAGGUUUUAGGUCAUAGGUUUUUUCCUAACUUCGUAGCAAAAACAACUGAAAUUACUAAAUUAACUGUCAUGAACACUGUGGAUUAGAAUUAAAAAUUACUAGCCCAAAGCCAAAUUCAACUUUGAAGCACAUGUACAUAUAUGGCCUUCAUUCACACAUCUAUACUAUAAUAGUUAGAAUUUGAGUAUCAAUUAUUUCAAUGUGUUAACUAGAAAUGAACUGCAUUUUGUGCUAAAAUAUUCAUUGUAAUUUUAUUUGUGUUAUAUUAAUAUCGGUAAAGAUAUGGUCACUUGAAUUUUUUAUAUUUAAGAAGUUUCUAUUUUAGCUCAUGUCAUAUUUUUAUGUAAGAUUCCAAACCUUCCCUCUGGGAUUUUACCCACAUUUGAGAGAUUAGCACUAUGCUAAAAAGAAAUCACUGACGUUCUAUCUUUUUGCUACCUUAUAAAAAAGCUCAUUUGCUACCCAUUAUUUAUUUUAGUUAUUUAAUUUUGAAUUCAUAAUGGACACUCUAAUGGGGAGUUUGUGUAUGAUCUUAGUUUUAUGGAGAUUCUUUGCUAGAGAUGGAGAAUGACCCUCACUCUAUUUUUGAGCAAAAAAAUUAAAAGUCAGUGGACAGGGAAGAAAAGUAAGAAGAUCGAUCCAAACACAGUAUGUCCAGAUCCUAGCCCUUUACUGGCUUCUUAGACUAAAUCAAGCCCAGAAGACCUUUCCAAGAGUAAAUCCCCAGUUUCUGCCUCUAUCAACACAGGUGCGACAGUCACUUUUACUACUUGUGUUCACAGUGAACUCAGCUCUUGUCUCCUUUCUCGUUAGUCUUAGUACCAUUGAGAGAGAGAGCUGUGGGCAAAGUAUUGGUAUCAUCAAGGAGCCGGACCUACCCAUUUGCCCUUUAUUUUUAUGAAGAAAUGAUUACCAGUAGAAACCUGACAUAAGAAAUAGGGUCUUCCCCAGCUGCCACCCAAACAAAUACCUGAACACAGUAUAUACCUCAGUCCACUGUUCCCAGAGAUUCCAGCUUAGCCUGAGGAAGAACUGUUCUGUGCACAGCAAAACCAGUCAUCCCCCAUCCAGAGGUUCCUCAAGCAGCCAAGGCCAACCUAAGGGUUGCAGUUUGCUUUCAGGCUUGGAAUAGCCUCUGGGUCCUAGAACAAACCAGGCCACCAGUUCAACCUCAGCAUCAAAUCAGGUACGAAGGACUUGUCAUGGUGUUUUUCUCCAUGUGAACUUUGAAUCUCUGGAAAUAGACUUUGCUAAAGAUAAUCACAAUUAUACCAUAGUCUUUAAUUUGAGAAAAGAUGAAAUGUAUUAAUAUAUAUUUAGUUUUAAUAAAAAGAUAAAAUUAUUAUAGAAAUAAUUGAGUAGUGAAGAAUCCAUUAUAUAUUUGAAAAAUAAAGUAUUUUUUCCAGUAAUGUGCUCUAUGUGGUUUUUAUACAUUCAGUUAUUCAAUAAAAUGAGCAGAGAAAAAUCAAGAGUAUGUAUACAGUGGUUUUGCUUUAAUUCAUUCC